Panicum hallii is the source of this 561-nucleotide messenger RNA. Its product is annotated as circumsporozoite protein-like. Lineage: Eukaryota; Viridiplantae; Streptophyta; Magnoliopsida; Poales; Poaceae. The record is from RefSeq and is a predicted model, not a curated record. The transcript has a single exon. Bases 1 to 561 code for a protein of 186 amino acids.
AUGGAAAAUGACAAUUUCAUGAAAAACAAGAUACUGUGUGGGGUCUUGCGGGAGAGCAUUACCUCGCAGCAGGAACGAGCUACUGCCUCCUGGCGGCAGACAACUGGGCGGGUGAGCUCUCUGGACGCCAGAGGAGCACCCCUGGGCGCGCGCACCUCCCUGCCUGGGGUCUUGCGGGAGAGCCCCUGCCUGAGGUCUGGGUGUGGGCAGGGCGCCGGAGUAGAGUGCCUGGGUGAGGGCAGGGCACCGGCGGAGAGCUCCACGGUGAGGGCGACAGCAGGGCCCGGAGGAAACCUUCUGGGCGGGCGCGCCUCCCUGGGUGGCGGCCCUGUGCUCCAGCAACUCGUCCCUGGGUGGCGGCGGGCACCAGGGAGGCUGGGAGAUGGAGGCGGCCAGGCGGGGCUGAGAAAAGUGGAGGCUGGAGGGCGACGGCAGGGCGCAGAGGAAACCUUCUGGGCGGGCGCGCCUCCCUGGGCGGCGGCCCUGUGCUCCGGCGACUCCUCCCUGGGUGGCGGCGGGCACCAGGGAAGCUGCGAGAUGGAGGCGGCCAGGCGGGGCUGA